AUGGAUUAUGGAAGGAUCCUGUCACCUGAAUCUCCAACUCGUUUGAGCAAUAGUGACACGUGCUUCCUCACCAGAAUCCAAAUCUUUAUUCAAACCAUUUCUGAGCGGGUUCAAUCAACACCUUAUGAAACACGGAUUCAACAUGUGAGGGAAAUAGACUGGUGCAAAUCUCUGCCUUAUAACGAAUUCAGUCCAUGUCAUUUCUGGCCUGCCUGCAAGAUCUCGAUUCUGAAAUAUUUAAUAGAUUUGGCAAUGUUUCAAUGGGAGGUGGUUUUCAAAUUUGUGUUUGAAUCCUACUUUAUUCGAUUCAAAGCCAAACCCUCUGGAUUUACAAAGACCUCACUGCCAAUUGCUUUUACUCCUGAGGGGUUUCCGUUCAUGUUUGCUAUCAGUGGCAGCGUGAUUUACAAAUUUUGGUCCAAGAAAACAAGUUUUAACACAAAAAAUAUAAUGAGAGAGCGAGGAUUUCCUCCACCAAUAAGGAUUUUUUUAAUCAUUUCUUGUAUCUCUUGGGGCAUUUAUAAUCACAGAGGUGAGGAACAUUUCCUAAUUAAUUCGCUUGAAUCAUGUGGCAAUAUGUCAAUAUUAGGACAGAUGGGUAGUCGUUCUAUGCCUACAAUUCAAAAACUUGGCGAUUGCUUACAGCAAAAUUUGAUGACAGCUAUUAAUUAUAAACAUGGAUAUUUCAAAAAUUUCACAGAGUAUGAGUUCGCUUCAACCACUAGCAAAAGAACUAAAAAAUCAGCUUUGCAAAAUUACUUUUGA
Molecule: messenger RNA, 765 nt
Organism: Echinococcus granulosus
Lineage: Eukaryota; Metazoa; Platyhelminthes; Cestoda; Cyclophyllidea; Taeniidae
Exons: 5
Coding region: 1-765 (254 amino acids)
Source: RefSeq, a predicted model, not a curated record